AUGGGCCAAGAAGCCUCCAAGCCGAAGCCUGGGACCAAGCUCCAGGUCAUCGGGGCCGGCCUCCCCCGAACCGGCACGGCCUCCUUCAGCAAAGCCCUCGAAAUCCUCCUACACGGGCCCGUCCACCACGGCGGCACCCAAGUCACCAGGGGCCCGGAAUCCGAGAUCCGCUCCUGGAUCGCCGCCCUCGAGCACACCCCGAUCAAAUCAGCUGAGGACGACAAAGUCGUCCGGGAGACGCUGAGAAACCACCUGGACGACGGCUUCGCCGCCGUGCUCGACGUGCCCGGCAUGCUCUUCCUCGAGGAGCUGCUCGAGAUGCACCCCGGCGUCAAGGUCAUCUGCACCGUCCGCGAUCCGGACGCGUGGGUCCGCAGCAUCCAAAAGACGGGCAACGCGUCUCUGCAGGCCUUUCUGUCGUUUGCACUGUUUCUCGUCCCGACCAUGCGCUGGUUCCCGCGGUACAUUGAUGCGAUCCCCAAGGGUCGCUGGGGCGAGCUGUUUCCUCACGAAGCUCCUGUGCCGGACCGCGCCGUGUGGGACACCCACCAGGCGUGGCUGAGAAGGGUGGUGCCCGCGGAUCAGCUGGUGUUCUACCAUGUUAAGGACGGGUGGGAGCCUUUGUGCAAGGCUCUCGGGAAGCCGAUCCCGGAUGUGCCGUUUCCGAACGUCAACGACGGGGACGCUAUGGAUGCUUUUGCGAAAGAGCAGAUCAUGCGCGGGCUGGCUCGGUGGGCGGUUGUGUUUGGCGGCGUCGCGGCAGUGGCUUGCGGUUGGUGGUGGAUGCGGUGA
Molecule: messenger RNA, 792 nt
Organism: Colletotrichum chrysophilum
Lineage: Eukaryota; Fungi; Ascomycota; Sordariomycetes; Glomerellales; Glomerellaceae
Exons: 1
Coding region: 1-792 (263 amino acids)
Source: RefSeq, a predicted model, not a curated record